Linnemannia hyalina is the source of this 2379-nucleotide messenger RNA. Lineage: Eukaryota; Fungi; Mortierellomycota; Mortierellomycetes; Mortierellales; Mortierellaceae. The record is from the annotation of a GenBank genome assembly.
AUGUCAACGGUUUUUGACGGUUCGCUCAACCACCAGCUGUCAUCCUUUCAGUAUGUGACUCAGCAGCAACAGCAACAGCAACAACAACAGCAGCAGCAGCAACAUCAGGCUCAGCAGCAGCAACUGCAACAGCAGCAACAGCAAUUGCAACACCAGCAGCUGCACCACCACCAGCAACAGCUCCACCAUCACCACCAGCAACAACAGCAGCAGUUAGAGCAACAGCAACAACUGCAACAGCAGAAAUUACUGGCCCAACACCACCAGCAACUGCAGCAACAUCAACUUCAGCAGCAGCUUCAACACCAGCACCAGCAGCGCCAAUCGCUCUUCCACCCUCUGCCCGGAAACGAUAGCCUGGCUGCAACAUCUGCUCUUAUCGAUGACUGUUGCACGCUGACCCACACUGUUGACGACUUUUGCUGCACUACAGUCGAGCCGACUCCAUGUUGUGGUCCUCAAUCGGAGCUGCAACUCGAUAUCCUCGAGUGCUGCAACAGCUCUCACUCGACCCCGACCAGCACGCCUUACGGACUGCAGGAAAUUGAGUGCUGCAUCAUCGACUCUGCCAUCAAGGAUGGUAUUGAUUCGGACUGUUGCCAGGACCUGGUCCGACCCGGCGGCAUGAUCGUCGGGCCUGCUGCGCCCAACUGUUGCUCGGAACAUCCAGAGGUUCUGAACGAUUGUUGCCUCACCUGCUGUCCCGACACCGUCUCGUCCACCCCUGGAUCUGUGUCCACCUCGGUCGCACCCUCGGAGGCAUCCACCUCGCCCACCUCGGUCGGCACCCUGCAGUCGCCGCAUUAUUUUUCUACACAGACGUUGCAGUGCAACUCUAUCGAUGAGCCCUGGAACCCCGCUGGGAUCUGCACCUCGGAUGGCCAUGCGCAGCGCAACAGCAUGGAUUGCAACCAACCCUCGGCGUUCCACUUUUUAACAAGCACGACCACCACCAACAUCCUCGGAGGGAAUAAUGACGGGUACAACAACAACAACAACACCAGCAACCACCAAAACAACCGAGGCCAUUCCCACAGUCAUAGCCAUGGUACCCAUACCAACCACGGCCACAGCCACAGCCACGGUCAUAACCAUAGCCAUAACCUCAACCUCACUCACAGCCACGGCCAUGGCCAUGGCUCGUUCUCCAAUGGGUCUCCUAUGGGCUCCCUCGCAGGAACACCCUCGUCCAGUGUCUCCCUCGGGUCUGACUCAAUGGACGACGCUCAAAUCGACCACAUGAUUCGCUGUCUCUGGACUGGCUGCACUGCUGAGUUUAUCUCACAGGAAGACCUUCUGCCGCACGUAUCUCAGCUACACGUGCCCAUACCCGAGAACGAUCACGCCUUGUGUCUCUGGGAAUCUUGUGAAACUGAGCAAACCGACGGCGACCAGCUAUUACAUCAUCUUCGAGCAGACCACCACAUUGUCUUGCCCCCUGCAGCAGCAGAAGCUGCACUCGACGCUCGUCCUUUGCGUCCGGAGAUCAAGGCCAAGCUUAUUGCAUCAAGGGAACCCGUUAUCGCUCCUAACCCUCUGUCGCCACCAAUUCAGGAUGAUCGUGACGCAAGUUCUGGAGAGGAACAGCACCGUUGUCGAUGGAAGGGCUGUAAGCGGUCAUUCUCCAACUAUGAUUCGCUCACCACCCAUCUGAGCGAGGACCACAUCGGCACCGGCAAGGGCGAGUACGUUUGUGAGUGGGAGGGUUGCGAGCGCAACGGACGUGGAUUCGGUCAGCGACAAAAGGCGAUGAGGCACAUUCAAACGCACACCGGAGACAAGCCCUACCAGUGUUCGAUCUGCAAGAAGCGGUUCUCAGAGGCGAACAUUAUGGCCCAGCAUAUGCGUAUCCACACCGGUGAGAAACCCUUCAAGUGCCCUGAGCCUGGCUGCGGUCGCUCAUUCUCGAUCUCUGGUGCGCUGACGAUCCAUCGUCGAAUCCACACUGGCGAGAAGCCCUUCAAGUGCAAGUUUGAGGGCUGCAACAAGUGGUUUGCAGAGUCUUCAAACUUGACCAAGCAUCUCCGUGUCCAUACCGGCGAACGUCCGUCUCAGUGCCCAUUCCCUGGGUGUGAGAAGCGUUUCUCUAGGCCAGACCAGCUCACUCGACACAAGCGCACGCACUUGACCCCUGCAGAGAAGGCGGCCGAAAAGGCUGCUGCCGAGACUCUGGUUGGAGUGAAGGCUGUCAAACGAUCGGCCCAAGCAUCGUCGUCGACUGCCUCGCCCGAGCUGUCCUCCUACCAAGAAGAUGAUGUCGAUUCUUGGUCCUCCCCGACUUCUCCUAUUUCUCUUCCUUCUGCUACCGUCUCUGGCAACGCUGAUCCUGGAUACGACUGGCCAGUCGACGAAAGCCAUCGCAAGCGAGUCAAGACAUGA